Messenger RNA from Ictidomys tridecemlineatus (thirteen-lined ground squirrel), 6374 nucleotides. NCBI's taxonomy places the organism in Eukaryota, Metazoa, Chordata, Mammalia, Rodentia, Sciuridae. The record is from RefSeq and is a predicted model, not a curated record.
CAUGGACAGAUCUAGGCAGAAAUUGGUAAAGGCAGUGGGAACGGGAUAUGCAAAGGUCCUGAGGCAGGAUGAGAAAUUUUAAAGCUUCUGUCACUGCCUUGGGCAGGGAAAGAUAUUCUGGGGACAGGCAUGGAUGUGGCAGAGACAAAGAGGUAGAUAGGGCAACAUUUGGACGGAAGAGAGUAGGGCCUGGAGCAAGUUGAGAAGCAGGGACUGCUGUCACCCCCAUAGAGGAGAGGAGAGAACGAGCACACAACCAGAAUGUACUGCCCAGAGAUGCCCUGGGAGAGCAUCAGGACAGAUGUGACUCUGAGCCCUUGGCCUCCACCCCAGUGAGGACAGGAGGGGAGGGAAGGAGCCCUGGGUUGGGCAAGGCGGAACAGACUUAACCAGAGGAAAUGGAGGCAGUUUGGGGCCAGAAGGGAGGCCACCAGGAUGCCUCACUUACCACCAGGGGGCAGCAGAGCCAAACUACCUCGGGCCUUGCCAGCAAAUGGGUCUCUGCCUCCUGGAGGCCCCAGGAAGCCUUCAUUUGUCCCCUUAGCCCCCAGGGCUCUAGAGGCCAUGGUCCCUGGUCCCUGCCCCCCACUUCCUCCCCAAACCUCUCCCCAUCGCUCAAUCUGCUCUAGUCAAAGAGUCUGGGGGAGCUGGUCAUCCUCGGUGCAGGCUGCUCAGGCCCCAGCACCUUUGGGAUCAUUCCCCCUCUGCCCAGGUCCAUGAAGCCCUCCAACGGGCAACUGCGCCGACUUCUUUCCAGAUCCCGGUCACAUCGGUUAUGCUCGUGUCCCUCCCUCUGUCUCCACCAGGAGUGCGACCUGCGCGUCUUCUUGUGGGGUCAAGUUGAUUUUCUCCCUCGGAGGUUUGGGAGCCCCAGACCUGAACCCCGUUAUGGUCAUCUGUGUCCUCAGGACAGGGCCUGGGAUCCAGCAGCUGCCGCAGCGGGAACCGCAAAAGCUUGGUCGUGGGAACACCGUCACCGACUCUAUCCCGGCCCCUGUCACCACUGUCUGUCCCAACCGCAGGCAGCAGCCCCCUGGACAGUCCCCGGAACUUCUCCGCUGCAUCUGCCAUUAACUUCCCCUUUGCCCGGAGCCACAUCCACCGCGUGGACAGGGCAGACGGCAGAAGAUGGUCCCUGGCGUCUCUCCCGUCUUCCGGCUAUGGAACCAACACGCCCAGCUCCACCGUUUCGUCAAGCUCGUCCUCCAGGGAGCGUCUCCACCAGCUUCCCUUCCAGCCCACGCCGGACGAGCUCUGCUUCCUGUCCAAGCACUUCCGCAGCUCAGAGAGUGUGGCUGAUGAGGAGGGCCACCGCUCCCCGCGCCUGCGCCCCCGCUCCCGCAGCCUCAGGUGGGCCUGGACCUCGGGCCCCCACUUUUGGCCCAGAGCCAGGCCCCUGCCUCCUCCUCUGGGCUGGGUCUUGUGUCCCAUGUGGCGAACUGUCCACCCGUCCCCCUUUCAGUCCUGGGCGCACAUCAGGGACCUUCGACAAUGAGAUCGUCAUGAUGAAUCACGUGUACCGGGAGAGGUUUCCCAAGGCCACAGCACAGAUGGAGGGCCGCCUGCAGGAGUUCCUAGUAGCCAAUGCGACCGGCGCCCGGCUGGCCCUGGCGGACGGCGUCCUGGGCUUCAUCCAUCACCAGAUCGUCGAGCUGGCCCGAGACUGCCUGGCCAAGUCUGGCGAGAACCUGGUCACCUCCCGCUACUUCUUGGAGAUGCAGGAGAAGCUGGAGCGGCUGCUGCAGGACGCGCAUGAGCGCUCGGACAGCGAGGAGGUCGGCUUCAUCGUCCAGCUCGUCCGCAAACUGCUCAUCAUCAUCUCGCGGCCGGCCCGGCUCCUCGAGUGCCUGGAGUUCGAUCCGGAGGAGUUUUACCAUUUGCUGGAGGCGGCCGAGGGCCAGGCCCGGGAGGGCCAGGGCAUCAAGACGGACCUGCCGCAGUACAUCAUCGGGCAGCUGGGCCUGGCCAAGGACCCGCUGGAGGAGAUUGAGCCUCUGAGUCACCUCGACGGAGGACAGCCCCCAGCACCCGAGUCCCCAGAGAGCCGUGCCCUGGUCGGCCCAUCCCGGAGGAAGCCCUGUGAGAGUGACUUUGAGACCAUCAAGCUCAUCAGCAACGGGGCCUACGGGGCUGUCUACCUGGUGCGACACCGCGACACGCGGCAGCGCUUCGCCAUCAAGAAGAUCAAUAAGCAGAACUUGAUCCUGCGCAACCAGAUCCAGCAGGUGUUCGUGGAGCGCGACAUCCUCACCUUCGCCGAGAACCCCUUUGUGGUCAGCAUGUUCUGCUCCUUCGAGACGCGGCGCCACCUGUGCAUGGUCAUGGAGUAUGUGGAAGGCGGUGACUGCGCCACCCUCCUGAAGAACAUGGGCCCGCUGCCCGUGGACAUGGCCCGCAUGUACUUCGCGGAGACGGUGCUGGCGCUCGAGUACCUGCACAACUACGGCAUCGUGCACCGCGACCUCAAGCCCGACAACCUGCUCAUCACCUCCCUCGGCCACAUCAAGCUGACCGAUUUCGGCCUGUCCAAAAUCGGCCUCAUGAGCAUGGCCACCAACCUCUACGAGGGCCACAUUGAGAAGGACGCCCGCGAGUUUGUGGACAAGCAGGUGUGCGGGACCCCCGAGUACAUCGCCCCCGAGGUCAUCUUCCGCCAGGGCUACGGGAAGCCGGUGGACUGGUGGGCCAUGGGGAUCAUCCUCUAUGAGUUCCUGGUGGGCUGCGUGCCCUUCUUCGGAGACACCCCUGAAGAGCUCUUCGGCCAGGUGGUCAGCGAUGAGAUCAUAUGGCCCGAGGGGGACGAGGCCCUCCCGGCGGAUGCCCAGGACCUCAUCACCAGGCUGUUGCGGCAGAGCCCCCUGGACCGGCUGGGCACCGGUGGCACCCACGAGGUGAAGCAGCACCCCUUCUUCCUGGCCCUGGACUGGGCGGGGCUCCUGCGACACAAGGCCGAGUUUGUCCCGCAGCUGGAAGCCGAGGACGACACCAGCUACUUCGACACGCGUUCAGAACGGUACCGCCACCUGGGCUCCGAGGAUGAGGAGACCAACGACGAGGAGUCCUCCACUGAGAUCCCCCAGUUCUCCUCCUGCUCCCACCGGUUCAGCAAGGUCUACAGCAGCUCUGAGUUCCUGGCCGUCCAGCCCACACCUACCUUCACUGAGAGGAGCUACAGUGAGGACCGAGAGGAAGGGUGGGAGCGCAGCAGCGAAGGGGAGAAUGGCCGUCGGCCGAGCACUGAAGUCCGGCUAAGGUCCUGGACGUCCUCCGGUUCCUCCUGUCACUCGUCGCAGCCUGAGCGGGGCCCCAGCCCAUGCCUCCUGAGCACCAUCAGCCUAGACACGAUGCCCAAGUUUGCCUUCUCUUCAGAGGACGAGGGGGCGGGCGCAGCCUCUGGGGACCCUAAGAAGCCCGUCUUCAUUCUGGGGGAGCCCGACCCCCCUCCGCCAGCCGCCCCAGCGGUGCCCAAGCCCUCAAGCCUUUCCGCUGACACAGCGGCCCUGAGCCACGCGCGCCUGCGGAGCAACAGCACGGGCGCCCGCCACUCCACGCCGCGGCCCCUGGAUGCCGGCCGGGGCCGCCGCCUCGGGGGCCCGAGGGACCCAGGCCCCGAGAAGUCCCGGGCCUCCCCCAGCAGUGGCGGGGGCAGCGGGGGACGUGUGCCCAAGUCAGCGUCCGUCUCCGCCCUGUCGCUCAUCAUCACAGCAGAUGACGGCAGCGGUGGCCCCCUCAUGAGCCCCCUGUCCCCGCGCUCCCUGUCCUCGAACCCGUCCUCCCGAGACUCCUCGCCCAGCCGGGACCCGUCCCCCGUGUGCGGCAGCCUGCGGCCUCCCAUCGUCAUCCACAGCUCCGGCAAGAAGUACGGCUUCAGCUUGCGCGCCAUCCGCGUCUACAUGGGUGACAGUGACGUCUACACCGUGCACCACGUUGUCUGGAGCGUGGAGGACGGGAGCCCCGCCCAGGAGGCGGGCCUGCGCGCCGGCGACCUGCUCACGCAUAUCAACGGGGAGUCGGUGCUGGGGCUGGUGCACAUGGACGUGGUGGAGCUGCUGCUGAAGAGCGGUAACAAGCUCUCCCUGCGGACCACGGCCCUGGAGAACACGUCCAUCAAGGUGGGCCCGGCGCGGAAGAACGUGGCCAAGGGCCGCAUGGCGCGCAGGAGCAAGCGGAGCCGCCGGCGGGAGACCCAGGACCGGCGAAAGUCGCUCUUCAAGAAGAUCUCCAAGCAGCCGGCCUCCGCGCUGCACACCAGCCGCAGCUUCUCCUCCGGCCUCCACCACUCGCUGUCCUCCAGCGAGAGCCUCCCGGGCUCGCCCACGCACAGCCUCUCCCCCAGCCCCACCACGCCCUGCCGCAGCCCCGCCCCCGACGCCCCAGCAGAUACCGCAUCCCCACCCAGCGUGUCCCCGAGCUCCAGCAGCCCUGCCUCCCCAGCCGCUGCUGGCCACACCCGCCCCAGCUCCCUGCACGGCCUGGCUGCCAAACUGGGGCCGCCACGCCACAAGACUGGCCGCCGCAAGUCCACGAGCAGCAUCCCUCCGUCCCCGCUGGCCUGUCCACCCGUGGCUGCAGCCCCACCGCGCUCGCCCUCGCCCCUGCCCGGGCACCCCACCCCCCGGUCCCCGCGGCUGCGUCGGGGCCAGUCAGCCGACAAGCUGGGCACAGGGGAGCGGCUGGAUGCAGAGCCCGGGCGCCGCAGCCGCGGGCAGGACUCGGAGCUGGUGGUGAUGCGGCGGCUGCACCUGUCCGAGCGCCGAGACUCCUUCAAGAAGCAGGAGGCGGUGCAGGAGGUGAGCUUCGACGAGCCGCCGGAGGAGGGCGCUGUGCUGCUCGCCGCGGUGCCGCAGAUCGCCGUGGAAGGCGCCGAGAGCGCGCCCGGAGCCCCGGCCGCGAAGGACUGAGCCCAGCCGCCGCUCCCGGGCCUCAAAGCCACGCGUUCUUCGUGCUGUCUUUUAAUGUAAAGUCACGCCUGGAUGGAGACUGACACUUCAGCCUGCGACACCUAGAAGGCAAAAGCCAUCUGGGUCCUCCCUCGUAUUCUGGUGGCCUUGGGGCAGGAGGAGCAGGGAUGGGGCCCGCGGUUGACGCUGUAAAUGAGUCCUUGCAACUAAUUUAUUACUUUUUAUAAGCAAUAGUCAGACUGGCCGUUCCGGAAGGCGGCUGCCAGGUCUGGCCCCAGGCACCUGAGACCCCGACUGCAGACCCUGCCCUCUGGGCUGAGAAGGAAGCACUUUGGACAAGUCGUGUGUGUUUGUGUUUUCUAGUUUGUACUUUCAAAGUGUGUGUGUGUGUGUGUGUGUCCGUCCUGAUCCUAUUUCCAACCCAAGAUUGAUUUGAGAGGAGGCAACCAAGCUCACUGGUCCAGGCCGGGUUUGGAUAUGACCUGGAGGGUCCACAAAUUGUGCUUCCCCCAAAACAAUCUCAUCUCAAUGAUCUGGAUUCUGAGGGUCACUUCCCGCUGUCACAGCUGCCAUCCCCAAUCCAUCCUUGCUGGAGUCCGCCUCCAAUCCUGCAGGUAGUGGGCAUGGGAGCUGGGGCUUUGAUGGAUGAGUAGGAGCUCACCAGGUCUAGACAGAGGUCUCCUACUCCACUGGCAGGUGUCCCCGAUGCCCUGGGAGGCACAGGCCUCAAAGGCUACUGCCAAGGAGGGGGUGUCUACUCUGGACAAAAUCCUAUGUGUUCAAGGUCCACCAGAGUGAGCCCUUGACCACGGUAUGUCUGAAACAUCCGUCAGCAGGUCCCUCAGAGCCUCCCUGGGAAGAGGUUCCAAUGAGGAAGGCCAGCUGAGGGCAACAAGACCCAGGUUUGAAUUUCAGCUUCACUGUGUGGCUCUGGGAAAAUGGCUUUCCCACUCUGUGCCUGAGUUUCCUUGUGUUUACAAGACUAAUCCCAAUGACUAUUUAUUAAGCACCUACUGUGUGCCAAGCGCUUUUACUCAUGGCUUCUCCCUCUGCCGGCCUCUAGAAGGCUGGAGGUGGUAUUGUGAUCUCUAUUGUACAGUCCAAGCAGCUGAGGCCCAGCAAGGGGCAGAGACUUGGCCCAGGGUGGCCCAGGGAGGGUCCUGGUAGAAGAGAGCAUCUGCCAGGCCCUGUUGCAGGCAGUAUCAUCAAGAGAGCUUGAACGGUGUCAGCUACAGCAGAUUCUAGCCCCGGCUCUUUCCCAGUGAUGCUGCGGGUGACCCGCUGGGCACCUGGGAGGCAGCUGGUGAGACUGCUCACCCGCCUGGUGAGGGAGAUUCCCGCGCUGCAGCCUGCUCUGCAUUCCUCCCUGAGCCCUCGCGCUGCCUGGUGUUGAAGGGCAGACCUCGGCUGUGCAUGACUCGCCCCUCCGUCCAUCCUGGAGCUGGCAGUGAAUAAAAGCCACACUUACAAAGA